AUGGAGCUCUCUCUGAUUGAGGAACAGCGAAUUAAUAUCAAGUUUCUUGCAAAGCUAGGCAAGAAUGGUCGUGAAAUUUUCGAGUGUUUGAAACAAGUUUAUGGAGACAAUUCUCUGAAGGAACCAACUGUGAACAAGUGGUUGAAAAGGUUUCGGGAAGGCCGAGAAGACGUGAAAGAUGACCAACGGUCAGGACGCCCCUCCACAUCGACUUCUGAGGAAAACGUUGAACGAAUUCGUGAUGCCUCGGAGAGAGACGUAUUAAGGGACCGUCUCAGCACGGCCCGAACAUUGGCAGCCGCCUCCACUUCUGAGGAGAGCGAUAGAAGACUGCUGAUCAAGACGGAAAGCCUCGGCCUGCUAAUUUGGAAAAGCGCGCCAGACAUUCAAAGGAUACGCGGCCAGCAGGACUCGCUGUGA
Cyphomyrmex costatus is the source of this 420-nucleotide messenger RNA. RefSeq lists its product as uncharacterized. NCBI's taxonomy places the organism in Eukaryota, Metazoa, Arthropoda, Insecta, Hymenoptera, Formicidae. The record is from RefSeq and is a predicted model, not a curated record. The coding region runs from base 1 to 420 and encodes 139 amino acids. The transcript is spliced from 2 exons.